AUGCAUGGAAAAGAAUUACUUCACUUUGACCCAAAACAAGAAGCAAGAUUACGCAGAAAAAUUGAUCGUUGGGUCGUUCCAACGGUCGCGUUGCUUUAUCUUUUCUGUUUCAUCGAUCGUGCUAAUAUUGGAAAUGCUCGUUUGGCAGGAUUGGAACCUGAUUUAGGAAUCAAUCCAAAAACAUAUCAAUACAAUAUCCUUCUUUCUUCCUUUUACAUCUCGUAUAUCGUCUUUGAAAUUCCUUCAACCAUGCUGACCAAGAUUAUUGGGCCCAAAAUUUGGAUUGCAGCCAUGGCUGGCCUCUUUGGAUUACUGAGUAUGUGUACUGCUUUUGUCAAGUCGUAUGGCGCUGCGAUCGCCGUUCGUUUUUUGCUCGGUGUAGCAGAAGCAGGAAUGCUUCCUUCUAUUGCAUUCUAUCUAUCAAGAUUCUACAAAAAGGAUGAACUUGCUCUUCGUUUGGCAAUGUACAUCGUCAUGGCACCAAGUGCAGGUGCAUUUGGAGGCUUGCUCGCUUCUGGAAUCCUAAAGAUUGAUAGUAUUGGUUCCAUCGAACGUUGGGAAAUGAUCUUUUUCGUUGAAGGUAUCAUCACAAUGGGUUUGGCAUUUAUCAGUUAUUUCACUUUGACUGAUAGCAUCGAAACGGCAAAAUGGUUAUCGGAAGAUGAAAAGUACAUGGCAACUGCUCGACUCAAGACUGAAAUGGUAGGUCAAACAGUUUUGGUCGAUAAAGCAACCUCAAAAGCAGUUUUGCGUGGUAUCUUAGCUCCAACUUCAAUGUUGUGUGCUCUGAUGUUCUUGUUGGAUAACAUCACCGUCCAGGGCGUUGCAUUCUUUUUGCCAACGAUUGUCAAAACUCUUUAUCCCACCAAAACUGUCAUUCAACAACAAUUACUCACAGUUCCACCAAACGUUGUAGGUGCAGUUGGUGUUCUUCUUUCGGCUUACAUCACAACCAAGAUUCGCGUUCGAUUCCCAUUGGUCUUUGUUAAUUCGUUGUUCAUGUUGACGGGAUAUGCAAUGUUCUUGGGAUCAAAAAACUUGAAUGUUCGUUAUGCAGCUAGCUUUGUGACAUGCAUAGGUGCAUUUUCAAUGGGAGCCUUGCUCCCUGCAUGGGCAGCAAUCAACACAAACAACGACAGUGAAAAAGCCGGAGCGAUUGGUGUUGUCGUUAUGUUUGGUAAUAUGGGAGGUUUGGUCGCGACUUGGUCUUAUCUUUCAAAACAUGCGCCUAAUUUCGUUCCUGGAAACGCUCUCAAUCUAGGUGCAGGAGCUGGAAUUGCUUUGUUGAGCGUUAUUCUAUUCUUCUAUCAACGUCGUGAGAAUGUGAAGCGAGAACGUGGUGAUUAUGAUCAUCGUUUGCAAGGUAAAUCAAUCGAAGAGAUUGAACUAUUGGGAUUGAAUCAUCCAGGCUUCAAGCUUCGUCAUUAG
Meira miltonrushii is the source of this 1428-nucleotide messenger RNA. Its product is annotated as MFS general substrate transporter. The record is from RefSeq and is a predicted model, not a curated record. Gene Ontology annotation, molecular function: transmembrane transporter activity. The transcript has a single exon. Gene Ontology annotation, biological process: transmembrane transport. Bases 1 to 1428 code for a protein of 475 amino acids. Gene Ontology annotation, cellular component: membrane. Lineage: Eukaryota; Fungi; Basidiomycota; Exobasidiomycetes; Exobasidiales; Brachybasidiaceae.